AUGGAUUUGGACGAUGUUUUACCGACGGUCGGUGAAUUCGGCAGAUAUCAGAAAUUGGUGUUGUGGUUUAUAUUGUUGCCGGGUGUUUUCCCGUGCGGGUUUCACGCCUAUAAUCAGCUGUUCAUGGCGGCAACGCCCGAUCAUUGGUGUAAAAUACCCCAAGUGAAGAAUGUCGAUGUGAAAGUGUUGAGGAAUUUAAGUAUUCCUUUGGAAACUAAUUUGGAGGGACAAGUGAGGUACAGUCAAUGUUACAUGUACGACAUUAAUUAUACUGAUGUGCCUACAGUGUAUUCGGCUAAAACUAACGAAUCUCCUGUCAUUCCUUGCAAUAAUGGAUGGGUUUAUGAUACUAAUAAAAACACUAAAACUAUUGUCAUGGAGUGGGAUCUAGUGUGUUCUAAGAAUUUAUCAACAACUCUAGCUUUAGUGCUCCUUGGAAUUGGUGGACUGAUAGGUAAUUACAUAUUUGGUUACAUACAAGACGGAAUUGGAAGGAAACCAGCGUUUUUCAUUUACCUCCUAAUACAAUCAAUAUUUGGUAUUGCCACAGCUUUUGCUCCGAACUUUAUCAUGUGGACCAUCUUUAGAUUUGGAGUGGGAUUCACAGUACCCGCUAUUCUUGGUACUCCAUACGUUUUAGCCAUUGAACUUGUUGGACCAAAACACAGAACGUUGGUGACCAUUUUAAUCAACGUUGCUUACUCAUUAGCACUUGUAUCACUAGCCAUAAUUGUGUGGGCUUUAAGAGAAUGGAGGAUUUUGGCCUUGGCGACCACGCUACCCUUCCUCACUUUGUUUUUCCAUUGGUGGCUACUUCCCGAGAGUCCCAGAUGGCUCCUCGCACAAGGAAGAUAUGAUGAAGCAAGAAAAAUACUCCUUAGUAUGGCCAGGGUAAAUGGCAAACAGGUCCCGAAGAAUUUUAUGUUUAAAGUCCAACAGAAAGCUAAGUCGGACAAAAGAAUAUCACAGUUAACAUCAAAUUAUGGUAUUAGAGAUCUAUUCCGAUCGAAAAAUCUGAGAUGGAAGACAAUAAUUAUAACUUUUAUCUGGUUUACAAACACAAGUGUUUAUGUGGGACUGUCAUACUACGCCCCGGCAUUAGGUGGUGAUGAAUAUUUAAAUUUCUUUCUUGCUGGUGCUGUGGAAAUGCCCACGUACUUAUUUCUCUGGCCCGCUAUGGAAAAAUGGGGAAGAAGGUGGACUCUUUGCAUCAGUAUGGUUGUUGGAGGGUCUGCUUGUCUGGCAACAUUUUUAGUUCAAAAUGAUUUCUUUGUUACUUUGGGAUUGUACUGCAUCGGAAAAAUGGGAAUAUCAUCUUCCUUCGUAGUUUUACCUUUAAUGGCUUCAGAAUUAUAUCCCACAGUUGUUCGAGGUUUGGGCAUGAGCAUAAGUUCGGUUAUGGGAAUGCUAGGUCCCAUAUUUAUACCUCUCGUUAAUUAUUUGGGAGCAGAUAUGUUGACUUUACCACUAAUAAUAAUGGGAACAAUGUUAGUAAUUGGAGGAGCCUGUUCGCUACUACUACCUGAAACUUUAAACAAACACCUUCCCCAAACAUUAGAAGAUGCAGAAGAAGCAGGGUUGGAUUUCUUUGCUUGCUGCCCAACACCGCAAAGACACCACGCAGAAGAUGUCAAAAUCAACUCGUAGAUUAGUUUAGAAGGGCGUUUGAAUAAACUCAGGUUGAGUAGGUGAAGUUAAGUAUUUGAAUAAGUGAUGUAAAUAGAUAAAAAUAAAAACUACCAUUGGA
Messenger RNA from Aethina tumida (small hive beetle), 1747 nucleotides. Its product is annotated as beta-alanine transporter. Gene Ontology annotation, cellular component: membrane. The record is from RefSeq and is a predicted model, not a curated record. The transcript has 7 exons. Lineage: Eukaryota; Metazoa; Arthropoda; Insecta; Coleoptera; Nitidulidae. The coding region runs from base 1 to 1647 and encodes 548 amino acids. Gene Ontology annotation, biological process: transmembrane transport. Gene Ontology annotation, molecular function: transmembrane transporter activity.